AACCUCGUCGAACCUCGAUAGAUUCCAGCCCGGUUCACCAUCAGAACAGCAGUACAUGCCCGAUCAUGACCCAAAAAUUGUGCUACGGCCAACUGCUAACAACUCGAUAUCGAAGCUGUCCACUCUGAGUCAUUCGAACCACACCCUCUCUCCCUACACACGCACCCUCGAGCACUACACCGUCCGCAGUGUUCCGCCCCGCGACGCCACCUCUUGUGGACCUGCUUCUAGCGUCGAGAAGCCGCCAGUGCGGGCCAAGCGGAAGCGCAUCCACCACUUGGGCGGGAAGCCGGCGAAGCCUGACGCCCCGCAACGCGAUCCAUCAGCGUCGCCUAGACCACAGCUCUCCGAGUUUGAUGCCUCCGAGAUGGAUCGUUACUUUCGCGCCAAUGACGACCUCAUCCCCUUCUACCCCGAUCAUCUUCCCUCGCCUAAUGCUCGACGACAUUUCCCCUAUCAAUCAUAAUCAGGACUGUAUCUUACGCACCAUGUUUGUCCAUGUAUGCUAUUGUCAUUGGUACCAUAGUUCACUCAAUUGUAGAUCAUUGUCCUUGUUUGUUUUCUUUCGUAACGGUUCGUUCAUAUCGGGUUAAACGGCGGCGCGAGCGGCUGGAAGCCUUCUGCUGCGAAUGGCAAAGUCGCCGUCAUUGGCAUUGGAAUUGUCACUAUCGUAGGCGAAGCUGCGCUUUCGAACUCGUCUACAUGCAUACUUGGGAGCCGGCUUGUGUUUUGUCUGGCCGCUGGUAUCUGGCGCAGCUGCCGGAAGUCAUUGUUGUUGUACGUUUUAGUGAGACCGGUGGAGGCCGGCGAGCGGA
Postia placenta MAD-698-R-SB12 is the source of this 815-nucleotide messenger RNA. RefSeq lists its product as hypothetical. The coding region runs from base 56 to 466 and encodes 136 amino acids. Lineage: Eukaryota; Fungi; Basidiomycota; Agaricomycetes; Polyporales; Adustoporiaceae. The transcript is spliced from 2 exons. The record is from RefSeq and is a predicted model, not a curated record.